This is a messenger RNA of Suillus discolor, 5371 nucleotides long. RefSeq lists its product as uncharacterized. The transcript is spliced from 6 exons. The record is from RefSeq and is a predicted model, not a curated record. The coding region runs from base 134 to 5074 and encodes 1646 amino acids. NCBI's taxonomy places the organism in Eukaryota, Fungi, Basidiomycota, Agaricomycetes, Boletales, Suillaceae.
CCCAACCAAAGCAAGCCGGUUUCCCCAUGUAUUUUUGUUCGAAUCAGAGAAGGUUUAUAAUAAUUCGUGGGUUGGCGUCUAUUGUAACUUUUUGAGAUCGACCUGUAUUCCAGGGAGUGGACUUUGUCGGUUUAUGGCACUAUCUAUGAGCUCAGGCUCAAGUAGUCCUCAAUGGGAUAACCGUCAUCGUGGCUUUAUUUCUCCCGCUGAACUACAACAGCUCAGACAAGCUAGUCCAGGCAGAGGAACCGAUCUACACGAGUUUCACGCACGACAACCUGCAACAACUCCUCCAGGCGACAACAACAACCCUAGCGCUGGAGCAGUAACAUUGACAACUCAACAGGAGGACCAGUCGGUCUCGAGACCUGCUCAACAACAAUCAGUCGCUAAUACAAUGUCACACCUUCGCACUUCGUCUUUCUUUUCUUUUCGAAAACAGUUGCCGCAUUCAAGUGACGCGAGUACCGAUCACCAGCAGCAAUCUAACCGACGCCCAAGCACCGGCGCACAAGACCGCGACUUCGCACCACAAAACAACCAACAGCGCGCUCAAACAAUGGGUCCAAUGCGCUCCUCGCCAGAGAAGCAGGAUGACCAAGAGUCUGACACGGCUUUAGCAGCCCGCAGAGAUUCUUCAGCUGUUCCCCCUCUUCAUCCUGAAAUACGCUCCAUUGUUCAGCUCACUGUCGCGCAUGCCCGAAAGGUCUACUUCAGCGGCCCACUAGUAAAACGCGUACAGCGCCAGCCGGAUGGCCAACGUCCCAAAGAUGAUGGAUGGUUCGACAUCUGGGCACAACUUAGCGGCACAACGUUGAGCAUAUGGGACAUGAAGGAGAUCGAAGAAGCAAGCAAGAAGGGCCUUGAGGUGCCUCCUACGUAUGUGAAUAUCACGGAUGCCUUUGUUCACGUACUAGGUUCAGUGACUGGCCCCGCCGAGGGUCCAGAUCAACCGCGGAAGACAUAUAUGAACGUCUUCACUCUCAACACGGCAGGCUCUAAUUUGCUUUUAUUCAGUUGUCCGUCAGCAUCGGCAUUGGAGUCAUGGGCAACAGCUCUACGAUUAUCUGCUUGGGAAAAGUCUCGUCUCGAAGAAAUGUACACUGCCCAUUUGAUACGUAUAACAUUGCUUGAAGGCAAAGACACCCGUACAACACUCGUCCGUGGCCGCAUGGAAGGGUGGGUGCUCAUACGUGUUGCUGGGCAAACAGACUGGAAACGCAUGUGGAUGGUCAUAUCUGGGUCGCAAACUUUGUACACCGAACCUGGAGCCCCGUCUACUACCACUGGCACCACACCUACUCCCAAGAAACGCAUGUCGAAUCUCUUCUCGCGUGAUCACUCCCCUGAACCUCUACCAAUGAAGCCUUUGCUUGCACUUUAUGCAUCUCCUAGGCCAAGGGACAAGAAGCACCCCCUUCUUACACUCAGGGAGGUUUCACAGGCGUUUGCAGUGUACCCAGAGCGCCCGGAGUUGAUCAACCGCAGCACACUCAUGAAAAUUGAGGGUCUAAUUGGUGACGAGGAAACGGCGGGCACGAUGAAACGAAGGGAGGGGUGGUUGCUUAUUAUGCCUGAGCUUGAAGCAGGGAAUACACAAGCAUCCGAGAUGCUCAAGUGGCUUGUUGCGCUUCAUGACGCCUUUGAGCUAUACGGACGUCCGAAAGUGUACACCUGGGACCCUCGUGAUCCAGUUUCGCUGAUGUUUGCUUAUCCAGUCAAUCCUGGGAGAGACCUGUUGUUCCUUGAUCGUGAAGUUGCAGAGUCUAUGGACCCACGUGACGACCGUACCUCUGCUAUUCGCAAUCGUCUUUUAAAUAUCCUCCACUCACGUAUGCCUGGACUGCGUGCCGUAUCUGCGCCACCCCCCCUGCCACCCAUUGGUCUAGGUGUUGAUCCUAAUCGCCCACAACAGCAACAGCCGUCACAAGAUGUUACUCAGCCCCGAUCACAAACUCAGGAUGGUCAACCUGUUGACGCCCCCCAGCUCCCCACGAUCAAUUUCGACUUGCGCUCGCCACCAGACCUCACUGUUGGUCACGCUCUCUCCCCCAUCACGGAACGGAGCGCAACGCGUGAAACGCUUCCGGAUUUCCCUCGUACGCAAAGCCGUUCGAUGUCGAAUGAGCACAACGAGCCUGAGUCGAUGAUGAUAAGCAGCUCGUCGAUGUCGAGUGGGAAGCCAGAUUCGGUGGGACGGUCGAUGAGCAACGGGCAUCAGGAUUUUAUGUCGCGUUCCAUGUCCGAGCACAGCCAGUCGCAGAUGCUUACUUCGUUGAACCCUGUCCUAGAGAACAUACCUGGGUCAAUCACAGGUCCCCCACCGACUGGAAGCCCUCCUCCUACCUUGCGUUCCGACUCAAAGCUUACAUCGAGCUUGGAGACUGCACAUAUGAGGAACACAGAGCCAUCAACAGUUGCGAGUGUAGAUGUUGGCGGGUUCAAACUUCCUCUUACGCCUGAGUCUCCUGGGUCACCUACAUUUUCUACGAGCUCGACAAGUCCUAGUUCAGGAAAUGGUAGGCCUACUUCGCCAGGAAUGUUGUUGUCCUCCCUUGUUGCACCUGUGCCCAUCAGAUCACCGGCUUCGAGAACUCCCCCUCCUGGCUCGCCCCUUUCAUGUCUCACAUCGCCUUACUCUCCCAAAGGGAAGGAUAAAGAGUUACCUUCUAUUCAAGAUGUACAGGAUGUUCUACAGCUACCGCCUCGAGCACUGUCUCCGCCUCACCCAUUUAUAACGCAGCAUAAUACAGGCUCACCGCCCUUGCCUCCCAAAGCCAAGUUAUCAAACUCAACACCGCGGGCGCCUGUUUCUGUAGCAACAGUUCCUGUUGCCCCCGCACAGCCCCCAGUACAAGACAGUCAGAGUAUCUUUUCAGACGCUCUCUUCUUCAUGCAGCAAUUCGACGAAAAGCCCCCAAACCCGCCGCGACGUGUCCCAACCACCAUUUCUGAAGCCUCAAAUUCCGAAGAGAGCUCAGUGUCUGACAACCCAUUGCACCCGCGUCGGGAAACGCCGAUGUCAUUUUCGGAGCUGGGAAGGACGGAAGCUAAUAUUAGCGAACACAGCAUGAUUGGCUCGCGCCCUUCUCUCGGCCGUAAGCCGUCCGGUGCACGUGUCCAACCUAUUUCUAGCCGAGGCCCAAAUGUGGAAGCCAUCACCUCAAUUUCCUCACCUUCUUUAGAGUACGUUCACGUCCAGGCCAUGACGGAUUCGCAACAGAAGAUCAUCCAAAAGCAGAACAGCGGCGACGAAGUUAAUGUAGAUGCGCUUGCUGCGUUGUCUUUCCUUGAUGGUACAUCUGAUGUCGCACCCCCGCCUGCAACUACAUCCCAGCCGCCGCUGAUAGAACAAGACGUGUCGUCAGAGCCUACUGUCGAAGGUAGUGCUGCAUCUGAGAGCUCGGAGGGCGUUACGCAGUACAGGUCGUCAUUUGCUCCGUCAAAGCAGGCUGCACAACGAAAGGCGCGUGCACAGGCGCAGCAUCAGGCAGUGCUUCACAAGCCUGGGAGAGCGAACGGGAAGCGUGUCAAACCUGGGAACAGGGUCUCUGGAUGGAAUGAGAGCAGUGAGGAAGAAGAGGAGGAAGAGGAAGAAGAGGAUGACGAAGAUGCUGAUUCUGAUGAGGAAUCCCCUUCGACUUUGGAGAGCAAGAAGCCGGCUCCUGUCCCGCCAGUACCGGUUCCGGCUGUUAGACCUCUGCGUCCCGGUAGUGCAGGGCGUGCUGUGACACCUGGAGAACAAGCAACGGACGCGAAUCCCUACGCGCAGUUACGACAUCCUCGUAAUCUGCCGCCUGUUCCGAGGCCGCUGACACAAGGCGGUGUGUCAGAUGAGUAUAUGAACGCCAUGCCACCACCUCGGCGACUCGCUUCCGAUCAGCACAUGCGAACACCAGAUGAUGCCCCUCACCUGCGUCCACAGUCUGAAUAUACUUCCCAAGUCCUUCGUCCACAAGCGGACUUUAACCAACACGGUGCCGCUCGUCAAAACAUUUGGACACAGGUUCUUGAUCCUGGUCGUACGCCCGGUUCUCAUCCUCAACCUGAAACUCCUUCACAUCAACGAGACCCUUUCAUCCAGUUGGAACCUGCUUCCCAAUCCAUGACAAAAGCUUUCACUCCUCACGGUCUGCUAUCUGCUGGGAUGCAGGACAAGCAGGACCGAUCUGCCAAGAGACAAGAAGAGCUUGCGCGGGAAACUGGUGCUUCACUCAUCAACGUUCCUAAUAAACCACCACCACCUCAGACGGGUCUCUUGGGUGCGAUCACUGCUCAUGAACGCGAGCGUAAACGUGAAGGUGGCGUUGGUGCUGCUUUGACGGAGCGUGAGCGCGAAAAAAGGAUGGCUGAAGAGCGGCAACGCAAGAUUGACGACUUCCAACGCAAUCAACUGGAGAUGCAGGGCAUGUAUGGAGGUGGCCAACAGUACCCGAACAUGAUGGCCAACCCAAUGAUGGCCAAUCCUAUGAUGAUGGGCCUGAACCCAAUGAUGACUGGUGGGAACCCGAUGAUGGUUGGUGCCAACCCCAUGAUGAACGGUGCCAACCCCAUGAUGACCGGUGGAUAUAUGGGUUAUCCGGGUAUGAUGCCAGGAUUUAGCAAUCCGCAAUUCUUUGCACAGCAGGCAGCGCAAGCUGCUUACCAACAAGCUAUGAUGGCAUAUUCCUCUGCCGGGUCACAUGUCGGCGAUGGCAUGCACCCCACGCCCAUGAACCCCAUGAUGACCGGCGGCGGGAUGGGCUACGAUCCUCGGAUGUCGAUGAUGGGCAUGCCGAUGAUGGGCAACCCCUUGGGCAUGAAUCAUAUGGGCGGAGGUAUGGGGAUGGGGAUGGGAGGCGGUGGCAUAGCAGGUGGUGGUAUGGGAGGCAUGGGAAGUAUGGGCAUGCAGAUGACAGGUGGUUCGGCGUUCGACGCACGGUAUUCUCCAGCUAAUAUGGAAGACCUUCGUCCUCCCGGCUCGCUCGCGCAGGGUCAGCGCAAUGGCCACAGUUCGUCCCGGAACAGCUCGGCUGGUCAAGGAUCGCCCGCCGGACCACGCCCCGUCGAUGCCCGCGACAACCCGAAAAAUUGAUCUGCGGUCUCUUACUUCUACACUUCUCAUUUAGGCAUCUCUCCUUCUCAGUCAGGCGUGCAAUGACAGUUAAUUCAAUCGCGCCUUUUUUACGAAGUUUACGACCAUAAAAUGCCUUUUGCCUAGUUUAUCACUUUUCAUACCUACAUUUUUCAUGGACUUGGUCAUAUCAAGUUAUCUUCCGCAUCGUUAUAUCUGGGACCCUGAAGAGAUUGUUACGGUAGUUUCAGGUGUUUCUUAAAUUGCUUUUUACUGGUGAACAUUGUGCAAAGGAAUUCGAGUCAGCGGAUGCAAUCA